This is a messenger RNA of Cotesia glomerata, 2581 nucleotides long. RefSeq names its product multiple inositol polyphosphate phosphatase 1 (gene Mipp1). NCBI's taxonomy places the organism in Eukaryota, Metazoa, Arthropoda, Insecta, Hymenoptera, Braconidae. Bases 891 to 2315 code for a protein of 474 amino acids. Gene Ontology annotation, molecular function: acid phosphatase activity; inositol phosphate phosphatase activity. The record is from RefSeq and is a predicted model, not a curated record. The transcript has 8 exons.
AGUAACAUGUAAUGAAAGAACACGGUCAGUUUCUUCGGUACCGGUGAUAUGAUCGGCUCAGUAUCUUCUUAAGUUAAUUCAUUUUAUAAAAUCAGAAUAAAGUACUUGUGGAACAAACGAUCGCGAUGAUGUCAUAGUUAUUGUGUCUCAUAUUUUUUACUGUUCCUCAUAACGGUACUGUGUAUAAUAUAAAUAUAUUUUAAAUUACAAUGAUUUUAUGAGAGUAAGCAGAAAAAUACAUAAAAAUAAAGGUGUGACCAGCAGGUAUACUGGUUACAUAGAUGUUAUUGACGCUGACAGUGAAAGGUUCUGUUUAUUACUGUAAAAAACAUUUAAUAGCUAAUGUAGACUAAUUUUUGUUUUUUGUAAUACGUGUUUUUGUUCUUCAUUUAAUUUCAUCAAAUUUCAAAGAAUAAUAUUAAAAUUUGAAUUACUUAUCCUUAUCAAAUAUGCCACGUCUAAUUAAAUUCGUACUGUGAACAAUUUUCAUAAAAAAAUAAAUUCAAUUCUAUUGAUAGCUAUUCAAUAUAAGUUCUUUAAUAAGUUCGUGCGCGGAAAAUAAUUAAACAUUAUUUCCAACUAUAACAAAGCCAAUUUAGCUUCUCAUGACCUCUAAUUUCGACAACCCUUCGAUCAACCGAAGAAUACGUGCACAAGUAUUGUAAAUAAUUCACUCAUAAAUCGAUUCAGUUGCAUGAGUUUGUUUUGUAUUGUAGAAUCUUUUCAAUUUUACAAAGAUAUAUUAUACAUCUAUUUACUACUAGGUUUAUACAUAAAUAUACUGUACUGAGUAAUAAAUAUCUACUAAAUAGUUUAUGCAAGACUGUAUUGUCGCUAAAAGAGAAAUUUGAAAUUUCAAGACAGUGUUUUUACACAACAGUUUCAUCACCAUGUAUUUAUCAUUGACAUCAGUCCUACUUUUCAUUGCACUUUUGAUUAGUGAUUCUUUAUCUCGCGAAGUUGACUUAUGCUACGUAAAUGACGAUGAUCCAUAUCUGUAUUUCGGCACUAAAUCUGCCUAUACUUUCGUCGGUGGUAGGUCACGACUUGAAACGAUACCCAAUUGUCAACCAUUACAAAUCUGGACGAUGAUUCGGCAUGGCUCUCAUUAUCCUGGAACCGAAAAAAUAUCAAAAUUGCGAUCACUUGUCAAAUUUCGUGAUCAAAUAAUAGAUAAUCACCAACAAAAGAAAACUGGACACAUGUGCAAUGAAGAUUUAGAUAACUUAAGAAAUUGGUCACCGGAUCCAAAUAUGAAAGAAGAAAAUGCUAAAAAAUUAUCUUCUCAAGGGACAGAAGAUGUGAAGCUUUUUGCACGUCGUCUACGGUCAGAUUUUCCUGAGCUUCUUCAAGCUACUUAUGCUGAUAUCACAUCACAAAAUUAUUUGUUUAGUAACUCGGGAAAUCAUCGUACUCAAUCUAGUCUCGACGCUUUUACAGAAGAGUUUUUUGACAGAACUAGUGCUAGUGCCUCAUUAGCAACUCAAAAUAAUGACGAGUGGUUAAAGACGUACAAAAAUUGUUCUCGCUGGAAAGAUGGCGAUGAAUUAGAUCCUAAUAUGUUAGAAGAACGAUCUAAAUUUUCGAUGAGAGUCGAAUUUAUAAACACUAUUCAAAACAUUAGUGACAGACUCGGUUUCAAGUACCUUUUAUCAGAAGAGGCAAUUUUUUUGAUGUACGAUAUGUGUCGUUAUGAUAAAUCGUGGGCUGUCAAUCGAAUAUCUCCAUGGUGUGCAAUAUUUAGCGGAGAUGAAUUGAAAAUUUUGGAAUACUCAGAAGAUAUCAAUUAUUACUAUGGAGCUGGUUAUGGGCGUGAAGUCAAUGCUCAACUUGGAUGUAUUCCUCUACAAGAUAUGUUUAAGCAUUUUCGAGAAAUUGAGCAUGGUGACGUUACUGGAAAACCUAAAGGAAUUUUUCACUUUACUCAUACAAUGUCAAUGCUUAGUUUUUUGAGUACAAUGGGUAUAGGAAAAGAUGAACAAUCAAUUUCGUCAGCUAAUUAUAAAGAGAUGACAAAACGACAUUGGAGAACGUCAUUUUUGGGACCUUUUAAUUCUAAUCUUAUAGCUGUAUUUUACCGAUGCAACGAUAAAGCUUCACCGAACCAAGUAAUGUUUUAUUUACAAGAAAAACCUUUGCAAUAUGAAGGUUGCAAAGUGGGCCUUUGUGAUUGGGAGUAUCUUAAAAAUAAACUUGGUAGCAUUGCUGAUCAAUGCAGCUUAGAUUUUUGUGGAUCUGGAUAUGCACCUAUAUUUCAUCGAUUAAUUACUUAUUUUUUAGUCCUAACUGUACUAAUAUUUAACUGGUUGAUGUAAAUUAUUUAACAAGUAACCGAUAGUAAACAUAAUUAAUAGAUUAAACAUUAUCUAAUUAUGUUUAAUCAACAAAUUAAAAUACAAUAAAUUAAAUACGAGUUUAGUAGUAUGAUGUUUAUUUUAUCAAAAAAGAUGUGUGCAUCGUAAUUAUUAUUCAAUGCUUUUUGAAAUAUCGGCAGUCUUUCAAAAUAUAGUAUAAAAGACAUUUAUUCUAUUCUUAUUAUUGUUAUUUCAUAUGUUAAAUAAAUUAUAAAGUAAUAAGCAUU